UCAACAACCCCUUCCCCCUUUUCUUUCUGCUGAUCCAGCGAGCCAGGCUUUCUCCUUCUCUGGUCUCUCCUCCUCCUCUCCCCCUUGAAUCCAGUCCUGGUUUCCCCGCCACCAGCCUCCCUUUUCUCUCAGGCUGGGCUCGCUCCCUGCCCCCGCCCCGCCGCGCCCGUCGUCACCGCGGUGGGUUCAGCUUCUCGCCUUCCCCACUCCCAGCCACUCGGGGCUUGGCUCGCCCAGUCCGGUGGCUCCAGUCCGGAUCUCGCUGCUGCCCGACCCGGGUACGAGUCCCGGCCGCUCCGGAGGAGGCGGCGGCUGGCCCCGGCUCCCCUCGGCCGCCUAGCUAGCCCGGGGUUGGCGGGGAGGGAGCAGCUGGGCAGUCCCCGGGAGCCCCUUGGAGGACAAUGCACCCAGCGCUCGGCAACCCCCGCUCGGUCUCGUCCUCGUCCGGCUCCUUCCCGCCGCCCCCCGCCGCCGCCCGGCUGCAGCCCCUUUUCCUCCGGGGGGGUUCCUCCCGCGGCCGGAGGGGCUCGGGCGACAGCAGCACCAGCACCAGCACCAGCCGGGGGGGAGGCGGCGGCAGACGCGGCGGGGGCGGCGGCGGCUCCCCCGGCAGCAGCACCGGCGCCGAGCGAGAGGACGACGGUGCCAAGGCGCGAGGCGGCCGCGGAGGCGCCGGUGGCCCGGGGGGCGGCCCGGGGGCUGCCGGGGCAGCAGGAGAGUUCGCCUUCGCCUACCUGGCCUGGCUCAUCUACUCCAUCGCCUUCACGCCCAAGGUGGUGCUCAUCCUGGGCACGUCCAUCCUGGACCUCAUCGAGCUGCGCGCGCCCUUCGGUACCACGGGCUUCCGCCUCACCAUGGCGCUGUCCGUGCCCCUGCUCUACAGCCUGGUGCGGGCCAUCAGCGAGGCGGGCGCCCCCCCUGGCUCGGCGGGACCCCUGCUCCUGCAGCCCCAGCAGCACCGAGCCGCCGGCUGCUUCCUGGGCACGUGUCUGGACCUGCUCGACAGCUUCACCUUGGUGGAGCUGAUGCUGGAAGGCCGCGUGCCGCUACCCGCGCACCUGCGCUACCUGCUCAUCGCCGUCUACUUCCUCACCCUCGCCUCGCCGGUGCUCUGGCUUUACGAGCUCAACGCCGCAGCGGCGGCCUCGUCCUGGGGCCACGCUUCCGGGCCGGGCAGCUGCAGCCGCCUUCUGCGACUGCUGGGCGGCUGCCUGGUGGACGUGCCCUUGUUGGCGCUGCGCUCCCUCCUGGUGGUGAGCUACCAGCAGCCCCUCUCCAUCUUCAUGCUCAAGAACCUCUUCUUCCUCGGCUGCCGGGGCCUGGAAGCCCUAGAAGGCUGUUGGGACCGGGGGAGUCGGGCCUCUCCGAGUCGGGGGAGAGGCGGCUACGGCGCUCCGCCCUCUGCCCCUCCGCCGCCUCCGCCACCACCACCACCUCAGGGAGUCUCCCAGCUGGGCCACUGUAUCUCGGAGAACGAGGGGGGAGCCCAUGGUUAUGUCAAUACCCUGGCUGUGGCUUCCCAGAAUUGAGGAGGGACAAGAGAGAGGGGCUUGUGCUUCGGGAUUGGGAGACCCCAGCCCCUUACCCUCUGACCUUCUCUCACCCAGAUUUGAUCAGGCACUAUUUGGAAGAGGUAACUGUCAAUAGGGCAAAGGGCCAGUGUGUCCUUCUGCACCCUGUGGGUCAAGGCUGCUUGGAGGGAGACCAGCCACUAAUGGCGUAGGAGGAAGUUCUGCCUACUCUCUUCUCCCUUCUCCAUGUCCUACUCUAAUCUAGCCUCCAGGGGGCUGGAUACCUCUGCUUCUUGCUUUUCCCACCGCCAUCCUAAUUCCUGUCCAUUGUGGGGGAGCAUGGAAAAAAGGGGAUGCGCAGGAAGCGGGUGCUGGGCCUUGAGCCUUCCCCUCUUGCCUGGAAGUGCCAGGUUCUUACAGGCUGUGGUUAGUGGUCACUGUCCCAUGCCUUGAAACUGACCCCAAAUCCAUUGUUCCUCUGAUGUGUCUAUUGGGUCCCCCCUCAGAUGGUAGAUGUGUUUGUCUCUGUGUGUAUAGUGUUGCUUUCUUGUGUCCACAUUGUGGUCCUUUGCAAUCAGUGGAUCUGGGGAGGCCCUGCCCUCCCCACCACACAUAUGACCACCCUCCUCCUUCCUACCUGAAUUUGUGGCCAUGAAUUCCAGAAAGAGCUGGGCUCCUGGGAGCUGCCCAGUUGCUCCCCUCUGAGGGAGAAGCUCACCCAGGAACUUCCUCAAUUCUACUCCUCUCAUUUCAGCUUGGGGAGGAGAGGGUCCCUACUCUAAGGACCAAACUGCACCCUUUCUUGGGUGAGUGAGCAUUUCUACCUCUGUGCUUUCAGCUUUUGUAGCAUCAUGCGCUGAUGCUGCUUGCAAAAAAUACAGGCAAAAUACUCAGAAGUUGCAUUCAACAUGGCCACUGGAUCCAGCUGGGGUUUGGUGCCAGUCUUAUUACAGGGUCUGUGGAGUAUCAGCCAUUGGCUUGCCUUCCCUCUCUUCCUUCCUCUGUACCCAGAACUCUUAUCCUUCCUGAGGUUUGUUACUGACUGGGUCAGAUCUUGGCUCAGAACAAAAGCUUUGGUGGGGUUCUUGAAUAUAUGUGAAAUUGGGGCUCCUAUUAGCUCAAGGAAAUCCAAUUCCCCAUCUGUCCUUCCUCUAGGAAGGCUGGUGUGGAUCAGCAGAGGUGGUGACCUUCGUCCUCUGCUCUGGUUAAGAGAAUUUCUGCAGAGAAGGCAGGUGUAUGGAGAAGCUAAGCAAAUCUUACCUAUACCCCGCCUUCCUGCCUGGUAUUCUCGCUGAGGUUGAUGACGAGGGGCACCCAGGGGUUGUCCACUUAUAGUCUCAAUGUGGGACCUCACUCUUGAGGCAGGAUAAGUGUUUUUAGGGGAGAUAAGAGUGCAGGAGGGCAGCUGGCAGCAAGGCCAGGAAAUACUCACUUUCUUCCACCCCCAAAUACGACGGGGUGGGGCUGUAAGAAUUUUUGUUUUCCCCUUUCUGACUUCUUAUGCUUGAGAAGUCUUGUGUGGUAUAAUGAACCCUGGACAGAGGACUAGAAGUCAUGGAUUAUAGUUUUGACUCUGUCACUCACUAGCUUUGAGUGACACAUCACUUUUGCUUUCUGGGCCUCAGUUUUUCACUUGGGGCCCUUCUCUCCCAACUUGUUGGGAGUUUGUUAACAGGACGUCUGUCUAUGUAGACUGAGCCACAGAGAGGUUGAUGGCUUGACCAGAGUUCUGAGCCUUCCCUACUGUCAGUGGGGAUGAUAGAGCAAAAAUGUUUACACUCAAUGUAUUAUUUGUGUGCUCAGCCCCUCACCCUACCAGGUCCAAUAUUAGUGGGUUGGAUUUUACCUUUUUUUCUGCCUUCUCUCCCCACUCCCCAUCCCCACCCCAAUCCUUUCCCUUUAAAUUCCCUGUGCUUAAAGUUCUGGGCCCAGACCCUGGGUGGGCCCCCACGACUGCUCUCCCUCUGCCUAAUCUCAGUGACUGUGAAAGGGCUCUGUGUCUGAGCCAUGGCCAGCCCCUGGCUGGCCCAUGCCCUACCCCUCUCUCCUGUUUGGAUGGUGGUCUCCCGAUCAAUGACUGUAAAAUCUGAGUGCUGUUGAGUUUUCUGGUGGGAGGCUGUGAUAGGUUCCAACAAGCUACCACUUCCCGAGAUACGAUGAGGGAUUGAUGGCGCCCGGGCCAGUUCUGGCCGAGGCCGGGCCGCACAGGCUGUCUGCUGGCCCCCGCUCAGCCCUGGACAUUCUCUUUCAAACAUCUGGUGCAAGCACUUUGUGCUCAGGGGUCAAUCCCUUCCUUUUGGUGUUUCUUUCUUGAGUCCUUUUACUUUCUUUCCUUGCUCCACUCACAACAAGAAAUGACCCCUAAAGUUUCAUUUUUCUUGCUUUCUAGGGGCAUCUUUAGUGGGGGGGUCAAACUGGAGGUGUUCCCCAUUGGUCUAAUAAAGACAAGGUGCACUGUCUCCUGAGGCUUGUGCUGGCAGCACAGUUCACAGGAAAGUGCCCUGGGUUCACAAUUCAGACUGCCUGCCUCUAACAUUUGUGAAAGUAAGGUGCACCCGUGAUCUGAGCAUCGGACUCUGUAUCUGUUUUAAAAGGGGGUUGGACCAGACCCUCUCUAAAGGCUGUUCUGAUAUAAUGUGCCCUGGUUCUGAUUCUAUGUGUCUUUGCGGAAGAGAGCUGGCUGGCGGUUAGAGCUGGAAGAAGGGAAGUGGCACCUCACUAGCAUUUAUCACGUUUUUUUCUCUCUUUCUCUUUUUAAAAAUAAAACCAGCCUCUAUUCUGAAAAUAAAAAAAUUAAA
Messenger RNA from Suricata suricatta (meerkat), 4309 nucleotides. RefSeq names its product transmembrane protein 121B (gene TMEM121B). The transcript has 2 exons. The record is from RefSeq and is a predicted model, not a curated record. Bases 402 to 1529 code for a protein of 375 amino acids. NCBI's taxonomy places the organism in Eukaryota, Metazoa, Chordata, Mammalia, Carnivora, Herpestidae.